Molecule: messenger RNA, 1714 nt
Organism: Malaya genurostris
Lineage: Eukaryota; Metazoa; Arthropoda; Insecta; Diptera; Culicidae
Exons: 6
Coding region: 338-1696 (452 amino acids)
Source: RefSeq, a predicted model, not a curated record
GCUAUCUUUGCGGCAUUUUGUCGCUAUCUUAUCGCAUCGCAAUCUUUUCUAGCCGACAGUGAAAAUCACUAUAACCCGAAAAUAAGUGAACCAAAAUUGAUGGCGGAAGUGUCUCUAGAUAUCAACCGACCAGUUUCAACUGAAGCUGCUCGCUGCGUUCUCCGGAAAUCUAAUCUGUAUGGUCAUGUUGCCAUAAAAAACCAUUCAUAUCAGCAGUAAAUCAGAAGUAGCGGCUUGAAUUCGCUAAACCCCACGUAAACAAACCGCUGGAGUUUUGGAAACAGCACACAAAGUGGUGUUAGUGUUUUUAUUUUGACAACGAAGUACCCUAAAAACUAUGGGUUCAUUCAUUCGUGAAACGAGCUUAUCAAAAGCCGGACAGCUUUCGGACGGUUUACAAAUGAAUCGUCAUAAUUUAAGCACCUUUGGUAUAGAAAAAACGCGUGAGGAACUUGCUCAGGAAUCCUCGCCAUGGUUUGUCAACUUCCAGGAUCCGUUUGAAUUAUACCGCGUCCAACCGAGCUACAUCUGGUGCCAGGUUGCCUUCAUAAUCGGGGCAUUGUUCUCUCUGAUUCAUGCCUGCAAACGUGGCGGUCGGUGGCCAUAUCUCCUUUUGGGAGCUCUCUGUCAUGGAUUGGUCGUUGAACUUAUCACCUACUAUGUACCGAGCAUCGAUAACUUUUGGCACUCGAAAACCCCAAUAGAUUUCUUCGGGCACCGAUUACCGCUGUACAUUAUUUGUCUUUAUCCAGUGUACUAUUAUCAAGCAAAUUAUGCCGUAUCUAAGCUGCAUCUGAAAUGUCGAUGGUCGGAACACAUGGCUGCCGGUCUGUUGGUCGUACUGAUCGACUUUCCGUACGACAUUGUCAGUGUAAAAUUCGUACACUGGACUUGGCAUGAUACCGAUCCCAACAUUGCGGAUCGUCACUACUGGGUCCCAUGGAAUUCGUACUAUUUUCAUGCCACGUUUGCUUUCGCCUUUUCGUUUCUGUUUCACAAUGUGAGAAAGUGGAUUGACCGUCGCCCCCUGGAACGAUGGCAAGCCGGGACAGUUAAAGCCGAGCUCGCAGCUGUUCUGGCCGUUGCCUUCCUGUCGUUCCCCGGCGGGGCUUUGCUGUUCAUACCGCUGUAUCAUCCCUUCCAUGACUUUUUCAAUGUGCCAACCGAGGUGACUUGCGUUACGCUGCUGUUCGUUUUCCUGACCGUGCUAUGGAAGUUCGAUCGGAAGAGCAAUCGACGGUUGCCAGAAAAACUGGAUGUGACGGGUCGUGCAUUGAUGUUUCACCUGAUUCUGCACUACGCGGCCUUCUUUGCGAUGGUCGUUUUUCUGAAUCCCGAAGACGUAGUGGCGGCUGGACUACACGAAAACGUCGGUGAUUGCCAAGCGAAAACUCCGGUCCAUACGGUGCUGAAAACGCUCGAGAAACGCACCUUCCUGUGUGUCGACGAUUACGAUGAAAAGUACUUUGAUUUUCACUGUUUGGAUAAACCACCGAAAGAUGGAGCCUAUUGGUACACUAUCUGCGGUACUCCAUUUGAAAACAGAGCCGAAUAUGUACUUGUGUUGUCGUUGAUUUCUUUCGUGGCGUUCAUGGUCUUCCGGACGAUUCACAUUGAUUACGACGUACGGUUCGAUAUUUACGAUCUAGUACGCAAACCAAAGAAAACCCGAUCGGAAGGUAAAAAGAACAAAUAAAUGAACAAAUGAAAUGAA